Messenger RNA from Punica granatum (pomegranate), 1503 nucleotides. The record is from RefSeq and is a predicted model, not a curated record. NCBI's taxonomy places the organism in Eukaryota, Viridiplantae, Streptophyta, Magnoliopsida, Myrtales, Lythraceae.
GCAAUCUAUCUGCCGAAGUCCAUGCAGAGGAAGGGGAUAUGAAGCAAUGAAACCAGCAAGUGCUUUCCUUUCCUCUGCUUCCUUCUAUCUUCUUCUUUCUUAGUUAAACUAUCUUCCCAGAAAGCUAAUCCUCCCAGAGAAGAAGAAGAAGAAGAAGAGGCAUCAGGUGGAGGAUCAAGAAUGGGGAACGUGCUGAGGUCCCUAUACAGGCAAUCCGAGCACUCGGCCGAGGGGGACUCCGGCUCAAUCGGUCCCCACGGAGUCUCGGCUUCCACCGUGGGCGUCUCUGCACUCGACCGCGAUCUCUUCAACUUCGAGAUCACCUCCCAAGUUCCUGCUGGGCUAAGCAGCCAUGUGGUCGCAUCCAGGAAAGCUCAAGCCAACUGGUACGGAAAGCUGUUAGAGGCAUGGAAGGAAGCUAAGCCCCCACCACGAACACCUGAAGAGGCCUCGAGGCUCAUCAUUAACACAUUAAAGUGGCAUCAGAAAGCUGAUGUUGAGGGUUUAUUGGCUUUCUAUGGUCUUCCUCUCCCGCACGCGUUCGUCGAAACCUCAGUUGAGUUCCCUGCCUCGUUGCCACACGGAGUGCAGUUCCAGUUCCAGACGCUACCGGUCGAUCCGAAGGCCGUAGCAGAUGGAGACACAAUAUCGGUUUACGUAAGCACCGCAGACCCGCGUGAGUCAUGCUCAGUUCCACGAGAUGUGCAAAUUGCUGCCGUCGAGAGAUCAGAUGCCCGUGCUGUCCGAGACUAUGCUCGUGCUGAUGCGCUCCACCAGACAAUUAUCAACUCUGGAUACAGGGUAAUCCAUCUCCAAAAUGGCGAGGAAGUCCUUGCCCGGAAGUACCGGAUCCGUUUAAGGGGAAUCGAUGCACCAGAGGGUUUGAUGCCUCACGGCAAAGAAGCAACAGAGGAGCUCAGGAGUAUAGUUCAGGGCAAGAUGUUGACAGUUCUCGCGUACGGACAAGAUCAAUAUGGUCGAUGUGUUGGGGACGUGUACUGCAAUGGAAUUUUUGUUCAGGAAAUGAUGCUCAAGAAAGGGAUGGCAUGGCAUUAUGUAGCAUAUGACCAACGCGCUGAAUUUGCCAAGUGGGAGAAGGAGGCGCGAGCAAAGAGACUGGGAUUGUGGGCUUCGAGGAACCCCAAAGAACCAUGGGAGUGGCGGAAAAAUAAACGAGACGCGACAUAGUUCUUUAGGUUCAAGCAAUGGCAUUCAGAAAAGAGAUGUAACAUAACAUCACCCAAGAAAGGGCUUUAGAAGCUACGAGUGGAUGUAUUUAUUUGGCUUUUGUAUAAUAUACCGGUAUUGAUCCCAAUUAGGGGUGUAAGUGAGACGAGUCACUCGUGAGCUAUUCGGGAUCGACUCGAUGAUAACUUGAACUCUGCUCGGCCUUGUUGAGCUCCAGCCAAGCUCGAGUCAAGCUUUUUAUUUGAGCAAGCCGAGCACAAGCUCAAUAGUACUUGACUCGUUGAGCUCACGAGCUGAACGAGUUUACAUGUAAAA